AUGGCUGGGCCAGGGGCGCAGGGCCACCGGGCUGUGCCGCUCCUGCUGCUGCUGCUGCUAGGGACCCAGACCGUGGCGAAAGGACCCCUGGUGUUUGUGGCUCUGGUGUUUCGCCAUGGCGACCGAGCCCCACUGGCAUCCUACCCCUUGGACCCGCACAAAGAGGCAGCUCCCACCCUGUGGCCACGGGGUCUGGGCCAGCUGACCGGGGAGGGGGUCCGCCAGCAGCUGGAGCUGGGCCGUUUCCUGAGGAACCGCUACCAGCAUUUUCUGAGUCCUGAGUACUGGCGGGAGGAGGUGUACAUUCGCAGCACGGACUUCGACCGGACGCUGGAGAGCGCCCUGGCCAACCUCGCGGGACUCUACCCUGAGGCUGCUCCUGGGACCCCAGAGUCCAGCUGGAGGCCAAUCCCUGUACACACCGUGCCGGUCACCGAGGACAAGCUGCUGAGGUUCCCCGCGCGCAGCUGUCCCCGCUACCGCGAACUGCUUCGAGAAGCCACAGAGGCCACGGAGUACCAGGCUGCCCUGGAGGGCUGGACGGACUUCCUGAUUCGCCUCGGCAACUCCACGGGGCUGUCACUGGUCGGGGAGCCGCUCCGAAGAGCUUGGAAAGUUCUGGACACGCUGAUCUGCCAGAAAGCCCACAGCCUUCCCCUCCCAGCCUGGGCCUCCCCAGAUGUCCUGCGUACUCUCACCCAGAUCUCGGCUUUGGAUAUUGGGGCCCACGUGGGCCCACCCCGAGCAGCAGAGAAGGCCCAGCUGACAGGGGGGAUCCUGUUGGAUGCCAUCCUUGCCAACUUCUCUCGGACCCAGCACCUGGGACUGCCCCUCAAGAUGGUCAUGUACUCGGCUCAUGACAGCACCCUGCUGGCCCUUCAGGGAGCCCUGGGUCUCUACGAUGGCCACACCCCGCCCUACGCCGCCUGCCUGGGCUUCGAGUUCCAGAGGCACCGUGGGGACCAGGAUGAAGAGGAAGGAAACGUCACCAUCUCCCUCUUCUACCGCAAUGACUCCUCGCGUCCGCCCCUGACCCUCCGCCUCCCUGGGUGUCCGGACCCCUGCACCUUAGGGCGCUUCCGCCAGCUGACGGCUCCGGCUCGGCCCCCGGCCCAUGGGAUCCCCUGCCACAGCCUCCAUGAGCCUGCCGCCACCCCUGCAGCCACCAUGGUGCCCCUGCUGGCUGGAGCUGUGGCUGUGUUAGCAGCCCUCAGCAUGGGGCUGGGUCUGCUGGCCUGGAGACCUAGCUGCCCGGGGGCCUGGGGGGGCCCUGUGUGA
This is a messenger RNA of Echinops telfairi (small Madagascar hedgehog), 1278 nucleotides long. It is a transcript of the gene ACP4, whose product is annotated as acid phosphatase 4. NCBI's taxonomy places the organism in Eukaryota, Metazoa, Chordata, Mammalia, Afrosoricida, Tenrecidae. The record is from RefSeq and is a predicted model, not a curated record. Gene Ontology annotation, cellular component: lysosome; postsynaptic membrane. Gene Ontology annotation, molecular function: acid phosphatase activity; protein tyrosine phosphatase activity; receptor tyrosine kinase binding. Bases 1 to 1278 code for a protein of 425 amino acids. The transcript has 11 exons. Gene Ontology annotation, biological process: negative regulation of ERBB4 signaling pathway; lysosome organization; peptidyl-tyrosine dephosphorylation involved in inactivation of protein kinase activity.